Molecule: messenger RNA, 585 nt
Organism: Lolium perenne
Lineage: Eukaryota; Viridiplantae; Streptophyta; Magnoliopsida; Poales; Poaceae
Source: RefSeq, a predicted model, not a curated record
CGAUCCGUCUCUCUAUUUUGGUGCCUCCCCUCCACAUUUCAGAGCCCCGUCGCAAAUGGAUCGAGUCGGCAGCGGCGAGAAGCACCUCGAGGACUGCACCGUCUCCAAUGCCCUCGGAACUUGGGUCUUCUCUGUUGCUGGUGCUCUCCUUGCUAUUCCUGUGGGCAUAAAGAAGAAAUCCUUCGCUCCACUGGUGUUCUUUGGCACUACUGGAACUAUGCUUGACAUCAUCAUGGGCAUUAGCCAAUGUGAGAGGGAGCAUGCGGAGCGGCAGAUGAAGCUUUUGGGAGCGCAAAACCUUUCGGCGAGUGCUUCAGUAGAGGGUGAAAGCCUGACCGAGUCCUUCGCCCACGUGGACAAGUGAAAUACAUCUUGCUGUUUUCUUUUCUGAAUUCCUGGGUCUGAAGGCCAUGACUUAUCUGCUCAUGUGUGAAACAUACAAUCUCUGAACGUUGCAAACCUUGCUGUUCUUCCUAUUUCCUAAUAAUAUGUACUGAGCAAUGGUCAGUGUGAGCUAGUGUUAGUCAAAUACUAUGUUUUAUAACCUUUUGUUUGAUAUAAUCAAGUUGAUGACCUUCAUUUGUA